This is a messenger RNA of Periconia digitata, 791 nucleotides long. The record is from the annotation of a GenBank genome assembly. Lineage: Eukaryota; Fungi; Ascomycota; Dothideomycetes; Pleosporales; Periconiaceae.
CUGCGCUCCCUUCCCCUCGACCUCGACCACCAAUCACAUGCGGACUGUGUUGGACUCAUCCAUCCAUGCCUGCGCGUUUCCCAAGAACCCCACCAACCGUUGUACCUGCAGCACCCCGCUGGCAUAUACCAAGUCGUAUACCACCACUCACCUGUAUCCUGCAAGCCCCGCCCCGACUCGCCUUCACCCCGUGUUCGACCUUGUCCACCGCAAUGGCGCCCGCACCAUCUCACACCCCGAUUGUCAUCUCUGGUCCAUCAGGCGCCGGCAAAUCCACCAUCCUCAAGCGCCUCUUUGAUGAAUACCCCGACAGGUUUGGUUUCUCCGUCUCACACACCACUCGAAGCCCCCGUGCUGGCGAGCAACAUGGGCGUGAGUACCACUUUGUGACCAAGGACGACUUUCAAGAUUUGGUCGACAAGAAAGGAUUCGUGGAGCACGCACAGUUUGGCGGAAACUGCUACGGCACGAGUAUCAAAGCGAUCGAUGAUAUUACAGCCAAAGGGAGGAUUUGCAUUUUGGACAUUGAAAUGGAGGUCGCAAACCACCCAACGUUCCCACGGCCGCGCUUCCUGUUCCUCUCACCACCUUCCAAAGAAGAGUUGGAAAAGAGGCUGAGAGGCAGGGCUACCGACAAGGAAGAAGCUAUUCUGAAGAGGCUCAAGCAAGCCGAGGCUGAGAUGGACUUUUCAACAAGCCCCGAAGCACCCCACGAUAAAAUCGUCGUAAACGACGAUCUGGACAAGGCGUAUGCUGAGGUCAAGGAAUUCAUCGUAGGCAAGGACGCGUGA